This is a messenger RNA of Cooperia oncophora, 432 nucleotides long. Lineage: Eukaryota; Metazoa; Nematoda; Chromadorea; Rhabditida; Trichostrongylidae. The record is from the annotation of a GenBank genome assembly.
AUGGUUCAAAUAAAGAAUAGUUGCUCACGUGAUGAUGAUCUUGACAGUGUAUAUAGUCGGAAAUAUGAACGACGUCAUCGCAGACGGCUCGGCGCUCUUCUUCUUGGCUACUCUCGACAGACACUCUCCUCACGGUUUGGUUCACGCAAAAGCGUGAACUCAGUCCCGUCAAGAUGCGUCGGCCCAUCUCCACCUCAGGUUAAGCUUUCACUUGCCGAACAGAACUUCUCUUAUGCACAGCGUCAAAAGUGCAGUUUGGAUGCAAAUGAAAUCGACGUUCCUCAUCCGGUCGUUGAAGAAGUUCCUUCGGUCGGCAACAGCACUUCUGCUGAACCAGCAAUCAAAAAUGGUGUGCAGGGGUACACCAGUAGUAGCAGUACUGUGGUUUUACUAGUACCGCCAAGCUAUUACCGCGUUAGGCUGAACGCCUGA